CCAUUAAUUGAAUCUUAAAGUAAAGUUUUACCAUUUUUUCAAUUUGUCAUGAACUAAAAUAUCACAAUAAAUCAUCCAGAAAACUUAAAAAAUAUUUUCCUGUUGAGUAUUCCCUAAACACGUCAAAGGAAAAGCAUGUUUGGGAGCCCUCCACCAUCCAUAAACGUCAAAACGUCUCACGCCUGCAAUUAAUACGCCUCUAAUAGACGUAUUAGUUAAACCAACUUGCAGGCAUCACGCUAAUUGCUCACUUUGUAUGCAAAUGUUGGACACGUUGUUUGGGCGAGAACAGGCGAGAGGAUGGGGGGGUUGACGAUGGGACGGGCUCUGUUGUCAGUUGCCACCCAAGACGUGAUUCAGCUCCAACAAUUACCAUUAUCUGUUUCCCAGUUUGACGAUACGGGACGAAUCUGUAAUGAUGACGAGUGUUUCCUUCGCUGAUUGUUGAAGCUUUCUCCUUAGUCCACACCUACCAUCAUUGGGUGACAACACUCCGCCAUUCAGGUACUCAGCGGAGGAGGAGGCUUUAUAAGGGAGCAGCCUUGUGUUUGCAGCUUAUGGAGUGCUGUUUGUGUAAACACUGAGCCCAGUGCACACAUUGGUUUCCGAGCUGGUGUUUGGACAGCGCGUAAAGUGGAGAGGAUCCGCUGCGUUUUUCUCCUCCUUGGAUAGACUUACUUUGAGGGCUUCCUUAUUUAUUUAUUUUUUUACACAAAACAAACCCGGAUUGCACGCUCGGACGCGAUGGCUGCCCCGACCAAGUUCAGUUUUUCCGUCAGGAGCAUCCUGGAUUUGCCUGAGCAGAAUGCGGAGGCAGCGCCGCGGUCCUCCCCGGUUUACUCCUCCUGCUCCUCCAGCUCGCCGUACACCUCCUGGAUGGACUGCGACCGGAGUCCUUGCAUAUCUUCUGAUGAAGGGAGUCUCGAGGCCUCCCCCGACUCCACCAAGCCGGAUGACUCGUCCCUGGACUCGGAGCCCGACAAGAGCAAGAAGAGCAAGAAGCGCCGAGUCUUGUUCUCCAAGGCCCAGACCCUGGAGCUGGAGAGGCGCUUCCGUCAGCAGCGCUACCUGUCCGGCCCGGAGAGGGAGCAGCUGGCUCGGCUCCUCAGCCUGACCCCGACCCAGGUGAAGAUCUGGUUCCAGAACCACCGCUACAAGAUGAAGAGAGGCCGGGCGGAAGGAGCGCUGCAGGACUUGGAGAUACCGCAGCCUCCGGUGCUGCGCCGGGUCGUUGUUCCGAUCCUGGUCCGGGAUGGGAAACCUUUUCACACCUGCAUACUUGACACGGAGAAGGCGGGCUGCAUAACUCCUUCUCAAGCGGUACCCUUUCCCUUAGCCUACCCGUCUCUUCAGCAUCCGUCCCCCGUCGCUCUUCCUCCAAGGUACCACCAGCACUUUCCCUCCGCGGCGGCCUCCAGAUUCGCCUGGAGAGACUUUUGGAGCGACUCGGUCCACUUUAAUUCUUUCAAGUGAAGGCCUCAUUUCAAUGCACAAACUCAUUUAGAACUGCAUCAAAUGUUUUCUGAAUGUUUUGCAAAUUUUCGAGCAACUAAACAUUUAGAUUUUCACUAUAGAACGAAGGAUAUUUUGCACAUUUUAUUUUGGUAUUUUGCGAGUGUUUGUGACUAUUUUUAAAAUAGGCUACUGACAAUAUUUUGUCAUACAUGGGCUUACUGGUGUAGCCUGUAGAUUUUUAAUUAUCCGCUGAGAUGAUUUAUUUGUAUGUGAAACUGUUUAAACAUAAUAUUUGUAUAAAUAACUUUUGUUGAAGACAAAUAAGGUACAGUAGGCUUUAGGCGGAGAUAGAAGAGGUAGCAGCAAAGCCACUAUUAGCCUGAAUGUUUGAAGGAAAAAAUAAUGUUAUUUGUUGUCUUUAAGGAAACGUUCUUUAAAGGUGUUGACUGUUUUACACUGUUUCUUUUUGUGAACACAUUUAU
Molecule: messenger RNA, 1937 nt
Organism: Siniperca chuatsi (mandarin fish)
Lineage: Eukaryota; Metazoa; Chordata; Actinopteri; Centrarchiformes; Sinipercidae
Gene: nkx2-9
Product: NK2 transcription factor related, locus 9 (Drosophila)
Exons: 2
Coding region: 745-1473 (242 amino acids)
Biological process (GO): regulation of transcription by RNA polymerase II; cell differentiation
Cellular component (GO): nucleus
Molecular function (GO): DNA-binding transcription factor activity, RNA polymerase II-specific; RNA polymerase II cis-regulatory region sequence-specific DNA binding
Source: RefSeq, a predicted model, not a curated record